AAAAAGUUGAAAAACGCGGCUAUGACUGAGUAGCUAGCUCAUACUGAAUUAUAUAAUAGCAAAAGGGGGGCCCCAAUGGUACCGAGCGCGAAAAAUUGCUCCAUUAAACGCAAGUAUUUUGUGCAAUUUUUCGCAUUUAUUUGUCAAGUUUGAAUAUCUCAGAAGUUCGAUUGUUACCCGCUAUAGUGCGGGGAUUUAAACAAGACAUAAUGGCGGCGCCCAUGAUGGUCAUCUGUGACGUCUAAUGAAUUCGCAGAUUAAACGGUGAAACUUGAUUUCAUUCAGGGUCAAAGUUUUCGUGAUUUUUCAUCCUAAUGUCCUAAUUAAUUUGUACAGUGUCCCACCGAACGUAACCUUUAAGUGCCUAAGGAAUCACGUUAGAUUCCAGCUAACAUGAACAAGAGAUCGUCGAAUUCGAGAAAUCCAAAUGAAUCUGUGUUUGCCAAUCAACCCAGGAGGAGUAAAAAACGAAGCAGCAGGAAGGGCAAAGAGGGAAAUGAAUCCUGGUACAGUAAUGACAAAGAUAGAGAUAGGGACAGUCAUGAACCGAGUGAGGACGAAGUGCCCGGAUUAGAAUACGCAUCUAUGUUUUGGCAACAGCCAAGACUGCCUCAGCCACAAGCACACCCAGCUCAUAAUGGACAAAGGCUUUUCACAGCAAUGUCAGAUCCCAGUGUUUGUGGUUAUUCGGCGGUUCCAAUAACUUAUGCCAUGGAGCCAGUUUCCUUACCCCCUAUGUAUCGCCUCUAUCAACCAGUAGUCAGACCAAAUUAUAGACCCUAUCGUGGUCGAAUGCGACCAUCUUCAUCACGGGUGCAUAAUGGGCCUCUAUGUAGCAGCGAUACCAUGACAAAUGGGUACUCAAGUCUUCAAGAAAAUGGUUGGAACCAUUCGACACCUGCAGCCUACCAAAAUGGAGACUAUGCAAGUUUGCCUCCUACAGCCAAUAUAGACAAUAAAGAUAACAGAGAUGAAUUGAGUUCAGAACAUAGGCGAUACUCUGACCCUGGCUUGGGACCCGCUGAUUUACCAAAUAAUUCAAAGAGUGACAGCGACAGCGGAGACAGCAGUAGUUCUAUAAUUACUGUUGGAAAGAGUAAUAAAUUAUUUGUGACACUCUUUGAGCAGAUGACAAGGAUGAAGGAGGCAAACAGUCAGUUGUUCAGGGAACUGCACCAAGCCAAAACUGAUCUAGAAAAUGUCAAGACUGAGUUGAAUCAAUUCAAGCAAAAUGUUCCUUCAGAUUACCAGCCAGGAAUGUUGUCAGAUAUCAUCAAGGAAAUCAGAGAUGCCAGCAUAGUAAAGGAGGAGGCGAUGCUUUCGAAAAUGCGCCUGUUAAUGGAGAGCCAGCAAUGUCAGAGGUCGUCAAAUCUGGAGCAGUUGAGGAGUCAGCUGGAACGAGUGCGCCUCGAGAAGGAGGAGAGCGAGGAGCGGAUCGGCAAGCUGGAGAAGGAGGUGGCCGCGCUGAGGCUGUGCUUGAACGAGAGCCGGGAGAUCGCGGCGUUCGAGGAGGAGAACCUGGCGCUACGCCGCGAGCUGCAGGAGGCGAGGGCCUCGAGGAACCUGGCCGAGGGCCACGCGACAAAACUGGAGAGACUGAUGGGGAUUCUACGCGAGAAAGCGGGUGCGUCCGAGGCCAAGGAGGUGCCGUCGACGAUGACCAAAACGAAGAGCAAGCAGAAGUCAGGAGCAAGCAGUAGUAGCAGCGGAAGCAGCGACAACGAUCCAGAGCCCGAUGACACCGUUUUCGCCUCCCACGACUCAUCCAACAGCAACUCGGCCAACAACAGCAGCACCAGCUUGGCCACUGGACCCGUCACCGACCUCUGAGUCACUGAAAGGCUCCUCAUUUUCAUAUAAGAACACGCGUAUACGCACCCUCUUCUUAUUAUCGUCAUCAUCAUUAUUCUUUUUUAGAACGUAUAAGGUAUGAUCAAUUUUAUCCCGACACUGCUGAGGCGAAAUCUCGAGCUGUUGUUUUUUCGCGUUAAGCGAACUUUUUACAAUAUGACAUUACAUUCUAAAUGGAUUGCUCUCUUCAAUAUUUUCUUUUAACACUUUUCGACGCACACGAACUCGUUCAGGGAUUUUUGUGUGUUCUGUAGUGCUGUUUUAAGCUCUCUUUUUUAACUUUUACUAUCGUACGACUUCUUUUAACCUUUUUGUUAGCCCAUAUUAGGAGCACAGACUCACACACUCCCAAAACGGAACAGAUUAUGUUUAACGUGCGGUUUUAAACGCGGAACCACUUUAAAUGCGUGUACAAUGUACAUAUACAUAAAAGUAAUGCCAAAAUCGAAGAAUUAUUUAUUUCUACGCUUAUAUAUAUAUAUAUAUUUAGAGAAAAAUUCGUUACUUCAAUAUUUAUUAUAUAGCAUUGAUCACUUGUAUAUUUAUAUUUUAUACGCAUGAUGUACUCGUAUUUCCAUUCAUAGUGUGCGCAUAUUGCAGAUACGAGACUAGCGCUUGAAACAAUAAUCAAAUUAUUAGUGUUAUAGAGUUUGGGAAAGCGAAUGUUAACAUAUGAAACGUAUAUGCCUAUUUUAAUCAUUAGACACUGUCGUGUUGUCAUAAAUCAUGUUUUGGCGCUAUAUAGAUGAAGGAAUUGAAAGACGCAAGAGCGUCGCUUUACCUUUAAGCUUGCACUGGUUGGGCGAAAUUUUCGAUGUGAAAAGUUGCUUGUAUUGAAGAAUUUCGUUUGACCAAUGAAAGCAUCACGUCAUAGGUAUAAGUCGAAUUCCGCCCUAUUUCGGUCGAAUUUCGCCUCGCAAUGGUGAAAUCAAUCACGCUGUAUGACAAGCGCUCGCCGACUAUUUUGUACAUUCUAUCUACCGUCACUAUCAAUUCGUGUAAGAUGUCCAAUAAUAACAGAACUCCUCGUAAGCGGCCUUCAAAGUCACUCAUACUAUUCAGAUUAUGAAAUUUUUGAUAUAGUUAUUUUUAUACCUGUAUUUUUCUCCAGAAGCAUCGAGUACCUUGUGUAGAAGAUUGCGUAACGAGUUGGGGCGAAUGUUUUCAAUUAUUAUUAUUAUUAUUAUUAUUAUUAUCAUUAUUACCAUUAUUAUUAUUACUCAGCACAGUUUUGAGUUUCCGCACGAAUCUGAGAACGUCGAAAACAUGUGUAAAUCGAGUAUAAUGCUGAGAGUGAGUCGCGCAGCUGCCGCGGACAAGUCGAUUGUCAAAAGCGAUUGCAGGAGGAACUUUGCAAGUGCCAUUAGCUAAUUUUUUACGACACUGACGACAGUCCGAUAGCUCUCGGAACUCUUAGCAUUAUCGAGGAUUAUUAUUUCUUCACGUCGAGUAAUACAAGUGUAAAUGUGGAAAUCGUCGAAAGAAUCAGCUUCGCGUCGAACCGGUACUUAAGAGCGGCUACGCUCCAGCGACUUGCAUUGUAUAACGAUAGAAUGAUUUUUGAAUAAAUUGAACCUUUACACCUGAA
Molecule: messenger RNA, 3439 nt
Organism: Nasonia vitripennis (jewel wasp)
Lineage: Eukaryota; Metazoa; Arthropoda; Insecta; Hymenoptera; Pteromalidae
Exons: 7
Coding region: 394-1830 (478 amino acids)
Source: RefSeq, a predicted model, not a curated record